Messenger RNA from Ricinus communis (castor bean), 1539 nucleotides. RefSeq names its product MTOR-associated protein MEAK7. Gene Ontology annotation, molecular function: calcium ion binding. NCBI's taxonomy places the organism in Eukaryota, Viridiplantae, Streptophyta, Magnoliopsida, Malpighiales, Euphorbiaceae. The transcript has 8 exons. The coding region runs from base 53 to 1309 and encodes 418 amino acids. The record is from RefSeq and is a predicted model, not a curated record.
UAUUAAAAAUUAGAAGUGCAAAAUGAUUUAGUUUCAAAGGAAGAAACCAGAAAUGGGCAACUCUCAAUCUCCUCCUGCAAAUCCUCGCUUCACUUCUGCCACCAGAGCUUUUACUCCACAUGAACUUGAUCACCUCAAAUCACUUUUUGCUUCUUUGGCUUCUCAAUCAAAUAGCAAUGCUAAAUCCAUCUCCCUCUCUGUUUUUCAGGCAUAUUUUGGAUUGAAAAGUUAUCUAGGUGAGAGAUUAUUCAAUUUAGUUAUCCAGAAGCGAAAAGAUGACAAACUCAUAUUUGAAGACCUUGUAAUUGCUAAAAGCAUUUAUGAGAAAGGUACAAGAGAUGAAAUUGAGGAGUUUAUUUUUCAAUUAGUCGACGUAAAUGAUGAUGGUGUUGUUGCAAGGUCUGAUCUAGAAUCAGUUGUAAAUGCAAUUUUGAAGAGUGUUUUUUCUGAAGAUGGAUCAAGUUCUUAUCUGAAUGUUAUUAAGGUAUUUCUUAAUGCUGCAACUUUCUCAAAGGAUAUUCAAGGAGGUGCUGAAAAAAGUAUGUCUUUUGAGGACUUCAGAAGUUGGUGUGGUCUUCUACCAUCAGUCAGGAAGUUCCUUGGAAGCUUAUUGGUUCCACCUGAAGCAGGGAGACAAGGUUCCCAAGUUCCUCAAUUGGUUCAUGGGGAAAAUGUUGAUCCUAAUAUGGUAAUAUUGAGGAAGGAAUAUGCUUGGCAUUUAGGAGGAGCCCUUCCCCAGCAGGAGUUAGAGGAAUGGAAACUUUUGUACCACAGUGCUUUUAAUGGCCUAAGCUUCAACACAUUCUUGGGCAGUGUAUCAAAUAGCGAAGGGCCAACAAUUUUGAUUAUUAAGGAUAAAGAAGAUUGCAUAUAUGGAGGUUAUGCUUCUCAGCCUUGGGAUAGACAUGGUGAUUUCUAUGGAGAUAUGAAGUCUUUUCUCUUUCAGCUAUAUCCUAGGGCCUCAAUUUUCAAGCCUACUGGAGCAAACAACAAUGUACAAUGGUGUGCAUUGAAUUUUAGUUCAGAAAGCAUCCCGAACGGGAUUGGCUUUGGAGGGCGUGCAAACCACUUUGGUCUCUUCCUCUCAGCAAGCUUUGAUCUAGGGCACACAUUCACCUGCACAACAUUUGGCAGCCCUUCCCUCUCUAAGACCAACACUAUAUUCCCGGAAGUCAUAGAGUGCUGGGGAAUUACUCAUAGAGGAGCACAGCAAGAAAAGCAGGACGCGAUAAAAGGUACAGUUUUGGAAAGAUUCAAGGAAGACCGCCACAUGCUCAACAUGGUUGGGCUUGCAAAUUCAAGCGAAUGAAUCUGGUAAAUUUGCAGCACCAAGAUAAUGUAUUUGAACAGACACAUACUGCCACAGGAGGCACUUUUGACUGAGUUAAUUAUUGGUUUGAAAAGGCUUAAGAAACUUUUACAGUUUGCCUGUAUCUUUCUGAAACCAAAGUUGUCCCUUACCAAUCCAAUCCAAAUACAAUGUACACAAAUACAAUGUUAAGAAUUAAUUUAGUUAUGCUGUGAAAUCUUUUUUUUCUA